This is a messenger RNA of Haliotis rufescens (red abalone), 4953 nucleotides long. RefSeq lists its product as uncharacterized. The coding region runs from base 24 to 1541 and encodes 505 amino acids. The transcript has 4 exons. The record is from RefSeq and is a predicted model, not a curated record. Lineage: Eukaryota; Metazoa; Mollusca; Gastropoda; Lepetellida; Haliotidae.
AGACAGAGCGUAGUCACAACUCUAUGCGGCACAGGCUAAGCUCUGUGACAAUGAGGCGUUUCAUGGAGGUGGCGCUGCUCCUGGUGUCCCUUGGAAACGUUGAGGGUUCAGCAACUCCGACGACACAAACCCCGGCCUCAACUGCCGCAGGUGCAACGACACUACCCACACCUGUAUCUACCAACGACCGGACUGGCGGACAAGAAUAUCCUGAGGGUGUGGGCUACCUCCUGGUAUACAUUCAUUAUUUCACGGCACCUCCUAAUUCAGUUACAGUGGCAGCUGGGGAAACAGGGGGAUCCUUUCUGGUUGAUUAUCCACAGGUGGGAUAUAACGUCACAAGGACUGUAACGCCAUACGGGAUCACUUUGGUUUACAUAGAUCCAUCAUUGUGGAUGACGGUGGGUGUGGAGAACAAGGCUUUCAUAAUCCACGUCUUUGGUGAGGACAUGGGCGUUCACGGACACUGUGGACAUGGCAUCUUUCCCCCCCUCCCGAUCUCUGCCCUAGGUUCCAGAUAUGUAGUAUCCACCUGUCUGGGAUACAAGGGCCACGUGGUGUUAGUGAUAGCUAGCAACAACCACAAGACAGACGUGGACAUCACGCUGAUGCUGGAGGGGAACGUCACCUAUGACAACAUGACCUACAACGACGGUGAUACGAUCCAUGUGACUCUAGAUGAGUAUCAGACCUUCACAAUGAAGAGUGACUAUGACCUGACUGGAACUGUAAUCAACGCAACAAACACUGUAGCUGUGUUCAGUGGGGCAAUGCGAAACGUUUACUUCACGGCCGUGACGCAACUAUUACCUGUACGACAUCAUGGGACGGAGUAUGUUAUGUAUACAGGUGACCACUCCUAUUAUAGGAACGCAACAUACCAGCUACAAGUUAUAAGUGACCAGAGCGACGCUAAAAUUAUGUUGAACAAUGGAUCUACAUUCUCUCUGGGUGACAACCGUGUAUAUCGCCAAUACCUCGCCGAUAGUGAGAGUCUAUAUCUUAAUGCCACAAGACCUGUCAUGGCAACCCUGUGUAGAAACGACCUAUAUUAUAAUGAUCAUGGGAUUGUUGUUGUAGUUCCAGUUACGUAUUUCGUGAACAGUGCAUUGAUUCCUCGGACAUACUGUAUAAACAUCCUGACUAAACAACACGUAUCAGAUAUUGAAGUAUUUACUGGUGAUAUGGUCCCUGUUACACUGGACUGGGUGGACAUCCCCGGCAGUGAUUACAAAGCGGGAAGAAAUUCUUCAUUCUUCAGUUAUUUCGUCCGCUCUGCCAGCAGGUUCGCUGUAUAUGGGUUUUCCAUAGACAUUGUUAAUGGAGGUUACCGUUUCCCUUCUGAUCCACCAACUACAGGUGCUGAUGCAGGUAAGUUGAACGACACCCUGUGUUUGGAAAAGAAUUUUACUUCUGUAUACACAUACCCUGUUUACAGUGUAGAGCUGUGUUAUUUGUACAUUGAUCCCUGCAUUGAAUUUGGAACUGAAAACACCUAUGAACAGUAUGACGCAUCUCGAUGUCAGAAUACUUACGCUUAAGUGGAAUCGCAGGUGGUGUUAAGAAACGACACUGUACCAAUGUCUGCCCCAGUGUCGCAAAAUAACAUCCACCUACCCAGCAUUACCCAGCAACCCCACUCAACGCCCCGUCCCGUCCCUCCCCUGGAGAAGUUUUACUGGUACAGGCUCAUCACCAGAAGGCUAAUUCGUCGGACAUUCAUGUUAUUCCAGCCCCCACCUGCAUAAAGUAUCUCCAUAUUUGCUUAUGCAUAUAUUGUUUCUGUUGGUUUAACUAGUUUUAUUCCCAUAUUUUAACUAGUAAUCUUAAUGCUUAAUUUAUCUUGUAGAAACCUGUUUGUUUACAAACAUAUUUAAAAUACAUUAUUUGCAAUGUUUUGUUUAAACGAAUAUGUUUAUGUGCCCGAUAUAUAAGUUUGUACUAUUCUUUAUUCUACAAAAUGAUAUAUUUUUGUGUAUGAUUACAUGUUCAGUUUGAAAUGCAUGAGCGAAACAAUCUACAAUCACAAAAAAGGAUCUGAGACAUGCACGUCUCCAUUGUGAUAUUUGUGAACUACCUUAAUAGCUCGGGAGUAGGUAAGACAAUUCAUCUGCAAUUCUUUGUGAGCGUUCUUGAUACAUAUAAUGUCUUCAUCUCAUUUUGAUUGUUCAGAUUUCAAUAACAUUAAGAGGGCAUCGUGACUGAAUGUUUGUGAAGUGAUGAAAGAGAAUGUGUACGUUCAAUUAUCAAUUACACCUACCUCAACGUUUGUCGUCCUAUGUCACUGACCUCUAACCACGGAAAUCAUUUUGCAUCCGUCUUUUUAAUCGUCAAGACUUUUAGGGCGGGCUUGUGUAGGCUAUAAAUCGCCAAUGCUUCACGGGCUUGCAUAUUCCACGAACCCUUAAUGCUACACGGGCUUGUAUACGCUAUAAAUUGUCAAUGCUACAUGGGCUUGCAUAUACUAUAAACCCUCAAUGCUACACGUGUUUGUAUACGCUAUAAGUUGUCAAUGCCACACGGGCUUGUAUAUGCUAUGAAUCGUCAUUGCUACAUGGGCUUGUAUAUGCUAUAAAUAGUCAAUGCUACAUGUGUUUGUAUACGCUAUAAGUUGUCAAUGCUACAUGGGCUUGUAUAUGCUAAAAACCCUCAAUGAUACAUGGGCUUGUAUAUGUUAUAAAUCGUCAAUGCUAUACGGGCUUGUACAUGCUAUACUUUUGCAACGCUUUCCUGACUUGCAAACACCACACUGCACGUGUACCGUGUGUUUCUCUGCUUUACCUAUUAUUAAAUAAACACAUAUUUCAAUUGUAUAUCAUGUUAGCCUUACAAGGCCGUGUUGUAUUUUCCUAUUGAAUAUUGGUAUUUGAAUAUAAUAAUUAAGUAAGAGACUUUUGUAAUUGAACUGUUUCCAAUAAUCACUCAGAUUGAUAAUAUUGAAUUUUUAACAUAAAUACUAUUCAACUUUGUUUUCUUCUCUCCACAACCAUCUUGUUCUUUAGAAUGUACAAGUGUUGCUGCAAAGGUAAUAUGAUUUAGUUUAUUUAUAGUACACCCUUUAUAUGCAUUGUUUGUAGAUCUCAUUCCGACCGUUUACAUUAUUAUAAUAAUCUGACUCGUAUAUUCUAUACUGUGUCCGCAAUCAGAUAUCAAAUCAUAUAUAAUAAUGUGAACAGUUACAUAUAAAGUAUACACUUACAGUAUAGUACAGUGGAACCCUUUAUUUACCAGGCGAUGAAAUAUUCGUGUCAACGAAUCAUUGGUUGGGAGUUACGUAGUUAUCACUAGUCUCGGCCACUUAUCUGCUGGUCCGAGACUAGUGAUGGAUUGUAAGGACUGGUGAUGUUAUACAAACAACUUGUUUGAAAUGAAUAGUGGACUGCUUGGAUUGAGCUCGUGACAUCUACUGUUAUACACCUGGGGAAAAGUUAAACGUCACUCUUUUUCAGUUUAAUAGUUCGUCAUGUUUAGAUUAUAUCUACACGUGACAUUAAUCUCAUUUUGAUGCGGAUACCUGCUUGUGGGUUGAACAAGGACAAUGCAUGCUUCUCCAGAUGACUGCAAGAUGGUUGUAUCGUAUUGUAUGGUUCACAGAAACAGAAGAGUGAACGGGUUGUAAAAUGACUCUUGCCAUGGGUCCUUCACAUGCCUAACAUUUCCUCAGGCUCAGUUGUGUACAAAAAUGGCAGCGUAUCAGAAUGCGUCCAGAAGGUCCGGACUGAGGGGGGUCCGGACUGAUGGGUGUCCGGUCUGAUAGGGUCAGGUCUGUUGGGGACAUGUCUGAAGUGACAUGGCAGUAAAUUGCUUGUUUAGACAUAAUGGGCAAUGUUCAGCAGUUACUUCACAUGCACUGUAGAACCACAAGGAUUCAACUGUUCAAUAUAUAGAUUAUGUUAUCUGUUGAUCAAAGUCCCCUUCUCUCGCAGUACUUGCUAUAUGUUUAAUAUUGUGUAUAUAUUUUAGUUUUUCCAAGACACAUGGACUUGAAAGUCGAAAUUUGUGAAAUUUGUCUUAACCUCUGAGCGCUGUGAUGUAAAUGUGGAGUGGACUCCGUAUCUCAAGGAAUGUGAUUGUUUCCCCUUUCUUGCUGAUUGUUUGUUGUUUUGAUCAAAGCCUACAAUAAUGGUGUAUUUCUAUGUUAAAUUUGUUUACUUGUUUGAUUGUUAGUUGUUUAACGUCGCACGGGAAUCUGGACCAGACAAUCAUGUGAUUGCCACCAUGAGCAUCCAUCCAUGCAAUUGGGAUACGGUAACAUGUAUCAGCCAGCCAGCGAACCUGAUAACAGAUGCCGUUAGUCGCCCCUGACAAGCAUGGUCUGAUGAAGACCCAUUCUAUCCCGGAUCUACACUUGGGAUUCUCCAAGACACAUGAGCUUGAAGAUCGAAAUUUGUGAAAUGGCCUAAACCUCUGGACACUGAUGUACAUUUGCUGUAGAUUUGACACGGAAUGUGACUGUUUCCCCCGUUCAUGUUGAUUGUUUGUUGUUUCACUUAAAGUGUAUAACAAUGAAGCAUGUCUUUGUGUAUGACUGUUUCUGUUUGUUUGUUGUUGAACUGCGCUCUGGAGACGGGAUCAGACAGUCCAGUGAUUGACAUCAUGAACAUUGAUCUAGGCAAUUUGGUACGAUGACAUGCAUCAACUAAGUUAGCAAGACUGACACACGAUCCCGUCAGUCGCCCCUCAUGAGAAGCAUUUGCUAUGGACUUGGCACCGAAUAUAUUUCCCCAUUCAUGUUGAAGUGUAUAACAAGGAAUCAUAUCUAUGUGUAUGGCUGUUUCUGUUUGUUUGUUUUUGAACUCCGCACUGUCGCCCCUUAUGACGAACACGGGUUUCUUAAGACCCAUUCUAACCCGGAUCUUUACGGGAGUAUGUAUGUUUCCAGAGGCUACAGAUGUAUUAGUUGCUGUCGUCAAAUGGGAUAAAUCAACUUCGGUUAUAAAGAACAUGACAAAA